Acanthochromis polyacanthus (spiny chromis) is the source of this 3751-nucleotide messenger RNA. Its product is annotated as protein NLRC3-like. The record is from RefSeq and is a predicted model, not a curated record. The transcript is spliced from 5 exons. Lineage: Eukaryota; Metazoa; Chordata; Actinopteri; Pomacentridae. Bases 1346 to 3700 code for a protein of 784 amino acids.
AAGAAUGAAUGAGUAAACUAGCUUUGAUGGCAUUAUUCUUGGUGUAUGUGGUACUAUAUUUUAUAUAAUACACAGUAAAAUGUCAUCGGUCCAGAGUACACUUGUCACACUGAAGAGUAAUGGAACUCACCAAAGAGAGGAUCAGAUAACAUCAUUAUACCAAACUAAACUGUUUAGACUGUCACCUCAAGGACUGGUGACUGGGAAGAAAGGCAAUAAGACGCCUUCUUACAAGGUUUCAGCGUUAAUUGAUUCAUUUAUUCAUAAUGUUAAACUGCUAAUGAUAUUUCCCAAGUUAAUAAAAAUCUUGACAGGAGACACCUGGACAGAUCACCAGUCUGUCACAGGACUACAUAUACAGACAAUCACACUCACAUUCACACCUACGGACAAUUUAGAGUAAUCAAUUAACUUCAGCAUAUUUUUGGACUGUGGGAGGAAGUCAGAAAAACCUGAGAAAACUCAUGCAUGCACAGGGAGAACAUGGAAACUCCAUGCAGAAAGAUCCCAGGAAGGCCGGGACGUGAACCAGGGAUCUUUUAGCUGCAAGGCGAAAGCGCUAACCACUAUGUCCACUGUGCAACCCUGAGCCUAUUAUAAAUAUAUUAAUCAAUAAGGUUUUUUAAACUAAGGUAAACAAUGUCAUCGACCACACUAAAGGUUCGUUAAUGUCACUACAUCAUGAUAUUGUUAUUUAUUUGUCACCAUAAAGCUAAAGUGAGCUAGCUUUGCUAAGGACAUAGAUGUAGCUAACUACCGUUAAUCUGUUGACAGAGUUUAGCUGUUAGCCAUUAGCUCACUCGCUAACCUUCACUCUUGCCACAAUAAAUCCUCUGAUACAUGAACGUUGCUUUACGUUGACUUAAGGUUGCACUAAUGUUAUUGUUGCAGCCAGAGACACGGUCCUCAUUGUCACAGCGGUGGUGAUUUUAUUUCUGCACUUCAGUAAAUAAACAGGCAAAGUCUGCCUUCAUGUCUUCUCUGCUGCAGAUGUUCCAGUUUACUUUAAGAUAAGAUGAACUUGAUUGAUCCCACAGUGGGGAAAGUUCACUGUUACAGCAGCUGCAAAUGAGAGAAAAUAUUAAAGACAGUACAGAAUAAAUUUCUGAAGAAUAAUACUUGAAGGCUGUAAACUCUGGACUAAACUUAAAAGCCCAGUCAGAGAUAAUGAUACCAUCAACAGAUAAUGGUAUCAGCCAGAGAUGUGUCCAUCCAUUAUUCAUCCACAAUUUGAUCCUUUAGAUUCAUCCAGCUGAGAAAAAACACAACAUAAGAGCUGAUCAGUGGAGGAGCAGCUGAUGUUUCUACAGCACAAUGAUGAUCAGGAGGACUUCAGUGGAGCUGAAUGAUGUGUUUCCUCUGCAGGUGGAGGUGGAAAGUGUUUGUGAGCUGGUGUGAGUUCAGCAGCAUGGAUCAGUGUGAGGACUGUCAGAGCUCUGUGUGUGGAGAUCAGAAGAACCAGAGCACAGAUCAGAGUGAGGGACCUGGACCAGAACCUGAACCAGAACCUGGACCUGCAUCCAGCUGUGUGUCCUUUAAGAGCAUCUGGUCAAAGGAUAUUGUUGACGAAUUUAAACAAAAACCUUCAUCAGACAAACAAUUAGAUGAGGAGAGCUCAGAGAUUCCCAGGAUUCAGUCUGAACAGCAGCAUGACCUGGACUCCAUAUUCAUGCUGCUGGAGGAAAACAUCAGCACUUUUGUGAAGAAAGAGCUGAAGAAGAUCCAGAAGGUUCUGGGUCCAGAUUACCCAGAAUGCUCAGAGAGUCAGAGAGAGGAAGAGGAGGAGUUGGAGGAUGAAGAACAGAGGAGGAGCAGAGAGAUGUUUCAGAAGAUCACAGUUUUGUUCCUGAGGAGGAUGAAGCAGGAGAAGCUGGCUGACCGUCUGCAGAGCAAGCUUUUUGCUCCAGUUUGUCAACAUAAACUCAAAUGUGACCUGAAGAAGAAGUUCCAGAGAGUGUUUGAGGGCAUCGCUAAAGCUGGAAAGUCGACCCUCCUGAAUGAGAUCUACACAGAGCUGUACAUCACAGAGGGAGGGACUGCAGAGGUCAAUGAUGAACAUGAGGUCAGACAGAUUGAAGCAGCAUCCAGGAAAACAGACACAGCAGAAAGAAGCAUCAGAGCAGAAGACAUCUUUAAAGGCUCACCUGGAAGAGACCGACCAAUCAGAACAGUGAUGACACAGGGAGUGGCUGGCAUCGGGAAAACAGUCUUAACUCAGAAGGUCACUCUGGACUGGGCUGAAGACAAAAGCAACCAGGACAUCCACUUCAUGUUUCCAUUCACCUUCAGAGAGCUGAAUGUGUUGAAAGAGAGAAAGUUCAGUUUGGUGGAACUUGUUCAUCACUUCUUCAGUGAAACCAAAGCAGCAGGAAUCUGCAGCUUUGAAGACUUCCAGGUUGUGUUGAUCUUUGAUGGUCUGGAUGAGUGUCGCCUUCCUCUGGACUUCAAGAAAAAUGAGAUCCUGACUGAUGUUACAGAGUCCACUUCAGUGGAUGUGCUGCUGACAAACCUGAUCAGGGGGAAGCUGCUUCCCUCUGCUCGCCUCUGGAUAACCACACGACCUGCAGCAGCCGAUCAGAUCCCUCCUGACUGUGUGGACAUGAUGACGGAGGUCAGAGGGUUCACCGACCCACGGAAGGAGGAGUACUUCAGGAAGAGAUCCAGAGAUGGGGAGCAGGCCAGCAGCAUCAUCUCCCACAUGAAGAAGUCACAAAGCCUCCACAUCAUGUGUCACAUCCCAGUGUUCUGCUGGAUCACUGCUACAGUUCUGCAGGAGCUGCUGAGAACCAGAGAGGGAGAAGAUCUGCCCAGAACCCUGACUGAGAUGUUCAUCCACCACCUGGUGGUUCAGGCCAAAGUCAAGAAGUUCAAGUAUGAUGGAGGAGCUGAGACAGAUCCACACUGGAGUCCAGACAGCAGGAGGAUGAUUGAGUCUCUGGGAAAACUGGCGUUUGAGCAGCUGCAGAAAGGAAACCUGAUCUUCUAUGAGUCCGACCUGACAGAGUGUGGCAUCGAUGUGGAAGCAGCCUCAGUGUACUCAGGAGUGUUCACACAGAUCUUUAGAGAGGAGAGAGGGCUGUACCAGGACAAGGUGUUCUGCUUCAUCCAUCUGAGUGUUCAGGAGUUUCUGGCUGCUCUUCAUGUCCAUCAGACCUUCAUCAACUCUGGAAUCAACCUGCUGGAAGAACAACAAACAACAUCCUGGUGGUCAAAACUGUUCAGAGAGAAAGUUGAUCCAACACGUUUCUACCAGAGAGCUGUGGACGAGGCCUUACGCAGUCCAAAUGGACACCUGGACUUGUUCCUGCGCUUCCUCCUGGGUCUGUCACUUCCGACCAAUCAGAAUCUCCUACGAGGCCUGAUGACACAGACAGAAAGCAGCUCACAGAUCAAUCACGAAACAGUGAAGUACAUCAAGGAGAAGAUCAGUGAGGAUGUGUCUGUAGAGAGAAGCAUCAAUCUGUUCCACUGUCUGAAUGAACUGAAGGAUGUUUCUCUAGUGGAGGAGAUCCAACAGUCCCUGAGAUCAGGACGUCUGUCCACAGAUAAACUGUCUCCUGCUCAGUGGUCAGCUCUCGUCGUCAUCUUACUGUCAUCAGAAGAACAUCUGGACGUGUUUGACCUGAAGAAAUACUCUGAUUCAGAGGAGGCUCUUCUGAAGCUGCUGCCAGUGGUCAAAGCUUCAAAGAAAGCUCUGUAAGUACAGAGAGAGUUCCACUUAGUCAUUGAUGAAUACACUGCAAUCUUUCAG